Acipenser ruthenus (sterlet) is the source of this 989-nucleotide messenger RNA. RefSeq names its product ADP-ribosylation factor 4-like. Lineage: Eukaryota; Metazoa; Chordata; Actinopteri; Acipenseriformes; Acipenseridae. Gene Ontology annotation, cellular component: plasma membrane; cytoplasm. Gene Ontology annotation, biological process: vesicle-mediated transport; intracellular protein transport. The coding region runs from base 160 to 702 and encodes 180 amino acids. The record is from RefSeq and is a predicted model, not a curated record. The transcript is spliced from 6 exons. Gene Ontology annotation, molecular function: GTP binding; GTPase activity.
GUAAUUUCUUCCGCGUUGGCCUGGACGUGGCAGCUGCAUCAUAGAGGAGAGAGGUAGAAGCGCAACACAGAUACUCCCAUUUUAGAAAAAUAAAUCGCAUAACAUUUAUUUUCUAAAUAUUUUUCACUUUUACAACGCUGAGGGAAACGCGCGAACAACAUGGGGCUCACUAUGUCAUCGUUGUUCUCCAGACUUUUUGGCAAGAAACAGAUGCGGAUACUCAUGGUCGGCUUGGAUGCUGCUGGUAAAACCACUAUCUUGUACAAACUGAAGCUGGGAGAAAUCGUUACCACCAUUCCAACUAUCGGUUUUAAUGUUGAAACAGUGGAAUACAAGAAUAUCUGUUUCACAGUAUGGGACGUUGGCGGCCAGGACAAAAUCCGUCCCCUGUGGAGGCAUUACUUCCAAAACACACAGGGCCUGAUCUUUGUAGUUGACAGCAAUGACAGAGAAAGAGUGCAAGAGUCUUCAGAAGAGUUGCAAAAGAUGUUGCAAGAGGACGAAUUGCGAGAUGCUGUACUGCUGGUAUUCUCAAACAAACAGGACUUGCCAAACGCUAUGGCAGUGAGUGAGCUUACAGACAAACUAGGACUGCAGACCCUCCGCAAUAGAACUUGGUAUGUUCAGGCAACCUGUGCCACCCAGGGUACUGGUUUGUAUGAAGGACUGGACUGGUUAUCCAGCGAACUGUCAAAGCGCUAAAUCAAAGGCAAGGAGAGCUGGAACCCAAUCAAGCAGAGAGAGAGUGCAAGAGAGAAAAUCGGAGAAUUUUACCGAGAGAAAAAGCCUAAAUUAUCAGUGUCUGUAUGGUAGAACCUGAAGUUAUGGACUUUGCAAUCCGUUCCUGAUGUAAAAUCUUUUCUUUCUUUUUUUUUUUUUUUUUUUUGGUCUUUCUUGUUGUCAGUCUCACUUAGUCUUUUCCUCUUUUUUUUGGCCCAAAGGAAUACAAUGUUUAAGUUGCAUGUUUUUAAAUAAAACAAACAAACAAA